AAAAUUGGAAAUUUUCUUUCUGUAUAUGUGGCACGUUGAUCGAGAGGGAUAGAGGGAGACAUGGCAAUAAAUUGCUUGAGAGUUCUGUCCAAAAUCCCACUUUCCACAAAGCCCAAAAGCCCAAAACCCCACCUUUCUCUUCCACAGCCUCUCUCACUGUGCGGAAGGAGAAGUGCGUCUCUUUCUCUUGGGGUUGUGGCAGCAGUAGAGGCAGGAAUAUCACAUUUCUCUUCAAUGUCUUACGAUAAGGAGCUCCAUGCUGCCAAGAAAGCCGCUUCUCUCGCUGCUACACUCUGCCAGAAGGUGCAAAAGGAGCUGUUGAAAUCAGAUAUCCAUUCAAAAUCAGAUAAAAGUCCAGUAACAGUGGCUGAUUAUGGUUCACAGGCUCUUGUUAGUUUUGUGUUGGAGAGGGAACUUCCCACAGAGUCAUUCUCGCUAGUUGCUGAGGAGGAUUCUGGAGAUCUUCGCAAGGAUGAUGCCCAGGAAACACUACAACGCAUUACAGCACUUAUAAAUGAUACUCUUGCUAGUGAUGGAUCAUAUACUGUUUCUAGUUUGACCACAGAGGAUGUGCUUAGGGCGAUUGACAGUGGCAAAUCUGAGGGUGGUUCUUCUGGUCGACAUUGGGUCUUAGAUCCCAUAGAUGGUACAAAAGGAUUUGUUAGAGGAGACCAAUAUGCUAUAGCGUUGGCAUUGCUGGAUGAAGGGAAAGUAGUAUUGGGAGUCCUGGCCUGUCCAAAUCUUCCUCUGACAUCCAUUGGUAGUGAUACCAAGCAUUCUUCACAUAAUAGAGUUGGUUGCCUCUUCUUUUCUCAGAUUGGUUCCGGAACAUACAUGCAGCCACUUGAUGGUUCUCCACCAGUAAAGGUGCAUGUCACUGCUAUUGAAAAUUCUGAAGAAGCAUCAUUCUUUGAAUCUUUUGAAGCAGCACACUCCAAGCAUGACUUAUCUAGUGCCAUUGCGAAAAAACUGGGUGUUAAAGCACCACCAGUUAGAAUUGACAGCCAGGCAAAAUAUGGUGCACUUUCCAGAGGAGAUGGGGCCAUAUACCUGCGUUUCCCUCAUAAAGGAUACCGUGAGAAAAUAUGGGAUCAUGCUGCUGGAUGCAUUGUUGUCACUGAAGCGGGGGGUGUAGUCACAGAUGCUGGAGGCAAGCCAUUGGAUUUUUCCAAAGGCAAAUAUCUUGAUGUUGAUACAGGCAUAAUUGUUACCAAUCAGAAACUUAUGCCAGCACUCUUGAAGGCUGUCAAGGAAUCAGUGGAAGAGAAAACUUCUUCAUUGUGAUUAUUUUGAUCAUGAAAUGUGAUCUUUUAUUGUUGUUAUGGUUAUAUUAUUUCUCCAGUUCCAUCAAAUAAUUGAGAAUAUGCAGGUGGAAUUUGUUUAAGCCGCCCAUGCAUUUUAAACUUAAAAUAAUUAAUAAUAUUAGAAGUGAUCUUUAUGCUUUUA
Ziziphus jujuba (common jujube) is the source of this 1446-nucleotide messenger RNA. Its product is annotated as SAL1 phosphatase. The coding region runs from base 61 to 1284 and encodes 407 amino acids. The record is from RefSeq and is a predicted model, not a curated record. Gene Ontology annotation, molecular function: 3'(2'),5'-bisphosphate nucleotidase activity. Gene Ontology annotation, biological process: sulfate assimilation; phosphatidylinositol phosphate biosynthetic process. NCBI's taxonomy places the organism in Eukaryota, Viridiplantae, Streptophyta, Magnoliopsida, Rosales, Rhamnaceae. The transcript has 8 exons.